GACGCAGCGCCUCCCGCGCAAGGGGCGGAGCAUCACCAGAGCUGACCAAUUGCAGCGCGGAUCCUCCCAGCGGUUCUGAUUGAAAUUUACGCCCGAGGAGACUUUUUGCCGGGAGUUAGGGCUGGUGAUGGUUGAGGUUGCUGCUACUGGCCGGAAUCAGACUGGGCUGCAACCACAGGCUAGACGGGGACGGAGCCUCAGCUGGGAAAGGGAGCAUCUCCAAACUGCAACCUUGAGCAAGAUGCUGGCUCUGGAAUCAAUGGCGUAUCUCCACAAAGCCCUGAACUUCCUUCAGGAUCUCUUCGAAUCUGUGGGGAUUCCAGAAGACCAGAGGCUAGAGAGGACCGAAGUGGUGAAAAGCCUUUUGGACAUCAUCAUUUCAGAGGAAGAGACGAAUAAGAAGAGGCUUCUGGAAAGCAUAGCAUUGCAUCGGAAGCAGCUAGACAGUCUGUGCUUUGAAUUAAAUGUGGAACGUUUUCAGGAGGAGGAGGGCAUCACCAUUGUGCAGCUGGAGAAUGACCUGCGCCUCCAGCUGGAAGUCCGAUCAAAGCAGAAGGUGGCAAGGAUGCAGGAGCUGAGGAGGCUUCAAGAGCAAGACCGGGCCUUCUGUGAGCUCUUCCACACGCCCCCCUAUAGCAUGGAGUGGGACUCUGUGCCCAGCCUCGAGGAGCUGGACCAGUUCCGAGGCUACCUGGCCACUCUGGCUGAAACAGAGGCAUUCAGACAGGAGGAAUUUGGCAGAGCAAAGAGACAGAUACUUUUCCUUACAGAAGAGUUAAAUUAUACUCCAGACAGCAGUUUUGAGAAAGAUAUAUUAUGUGAAGAUGAAGAUAUCUCUGAUUUGUCACUGGAAAAACUUGCAGCUUUGCAUGACCUGCUACAUCAGUUAGAGACGCUGAGAACUGAGAAUGAGAUUGUGUGUGAAGAACUACAUUUUCAAAUCCAAAAGCUCUGGGACAUCUUGCAAGUUCCUUAUGAGGAGAGAAAAGCCCUGGCUACACUCAUGACUAGAUCAGUGGCCAAGAGGAGAAAAGCACUUCAAUCAGAAGUAGAUCGGUUGGAAAAGCUACGGAUUCAGAACCUGAAAAAAGUGAUUGAACCAAUCCGAAAAGAGCUGGCUCUGUAUUGGGGAAAGUGCUUCUACAGCCAGGAGCAGAGAGACGCCUUUACCCCCUACUAUGAUGAAGACUACACGGAGACCUUGCUCCAGCUCCAUGAUACCGAGGUGGUGCAGUUGAAACAUUACUACGAGGUGCACAGGGAGCUCUUUGAAGGCAUCCAGAAGUGGGAAGAAAAUUGGAAACUUUUCUUGGAGUUUGAGAGGAAAGCUUCGGAUCCAAGUCGUUUUAUAAAUCGUGGUGGAAAUCUCCUGAAGGAGGAAAGACAAAGAGCCAGGCUUCAAAAAACUUUCCUCAAGUUGGAAGAGGAGUUGAAAGCACAGAUUGACCUGUGGGAACAAGAGCAUUCAAAGACUUUCUUGGUGAAUGGGCAGAAAUUCAUGGAGUAUGUGACGGAACAGUGGGAGAUGCAUCGUUUGGAGAAAGAGAAAGCCAAGCAGGAAAGACAUUUAAAGAAGAGUCAACAGAUAGAAGUUGAAAUGUUUUAUGGCAGUGCAUCUAAAAUUCCUAGCAAGAGGGAAGGCCUGGGAUCCAAAAUGGCAGGCAGAGCUCUCAAGACAUUGAAUGCCAGCCCACAGGAGGCCAACAGAACCUUUGAAUUGGAUGAGACAAUUCUGAACAAUGGAUGUUCUCAACUAUCCCCACUCCAGAGAAACUUCCAGAUUGAUUCGGUUGCCAGAACCUAUUCUGCAUUUUCGCAAGAAUUUUCAGAGGCCUCCAAAUCGGUUGACAAUUCAGAAGUUUUCAACUCUACCAAUCUAUAAGCCUGAAAAGAAUCUACUCCAUCAUCGACCAAGCUAUGGGUUUCCCUGUGUUUACACUGGGGUGCUUUUGACAUCCCUAUAAUUCAGGUUUGUUCUCACUGGAGAAAGCAUUUAAAUCAGUGAUUGGAUUCCACAAAAUGUCUGUGGCUUCUCCAAGGGGUAGAGCCACAAACAGUAACGUUUAUUUACUUUGAUUGUGAUGUGGUAGAAAAAGCCUUGAACUUGGAGUUCGAAGAUCUGCGUUCAAAUUCUACCUCUGCCACGUGCCAGCUUUGUGCCAUGGGGGUAGUUAUUUUUAACUUCUCUGCACAUUAGUCGUCUUAUUUGUUCAAUGGGAAUAACUUACAUCUGCCUACUUACCAAGCCUCUUCAGAAGAAAGUAAUAAAAUGCCUUAUAAGCAUUUGUUGUUGAAAUAAAUGAGUUUUUAAAAAAAAAAUAAAAUAAAACUAGUUAAUGUAUUGGUGAAAGAGAAAAUGUUGGUAUUUUUCUGUAGGAUUUGUUAUUGAAUAAGGUGUAAAUAAAUAUCUUUAAGGUGGGAAA
Molecule: messenger RNA, 2423 nt
Organism: Monodelphis domestica (gray short-tailed opossum)
Lineage: Eukaryota; Metazoa; Chordata; Mammalia; Didelphimorphia; Didelphidae
Product: protein regulator of cytokinesis 1-like
Biological process (GO): microtubule cytoskeleton organization; mitotic spindle midzone assembly
Cellular component (GO): cytoplasm; mitotic spindle midzone; spindle
Molecular function (GO): microtubule binding
Source: RefSeq, a predicted model, not a curated record